This is a messenger RNA of Brassicogethes aeneus, 1419 nucleotides long. The record is from the annotation of a GenBank genome assembly. Lineage: Eukaryota; Metazoa; Arthropoda; Insecta; Coleoptera; Nitidulidae.
CUAAAAUAAAUAAUUUGAAAAAUGUGUAAAAAUUUGGAUUAUGAUACUUUAAACCGCUACAUUAAACAACAAGAAUGGAAAAAUCUCGCAGAAAAUUUAAAAAAUGGUCUUGCUUUAGAACUAAGCAGUACAGGAGAACCUAAAAAAUUUCAUCUACAAGUGGUUGAUUUUUUACAAAUACUACUCAACAUGUGUUUGGAAGAUAAAAAUAUGAUAGAAAAUGUUUUAGUGGAAGUUUUGAGAGGUUUACGCAACUGUGUUACUGAUUCAAACAUACAAGAAUCUCUAUUAACUGAGGAUUUUAUAAUUAAAUUAAGAAGAGUGUAUUUAGAAGUUAAGGAUGAUCAAAAUUAUAAAUUAUGUACCAAGAUAAUGAUGCAGCUUUUAAUUAAUCUUUCUGUUAAAAACCCUAAUGGUGCUAAACUAAUUUAUAAUGAAUUUAGCGAUAUAUCAGAAUGCCUUGAAAAAGAGUGUAACGUAUAUGAAGUAUCAGCCUUAUUGCAUUAUAUGUCUUUGCAUGUACCAUUAAAGAAUUUGGAUGCAAAUUUAGUGAAUAAAAUUGUGGAUUUAUAUCACAAAGUUGAAAAAUGUGAAUUUCUUCAUUUUUUGUUGGAGACCAUUUGUCAGUAUGGCUAUUUCUGGAGCUUUUAUAAUGCAUUGGAAUAUGAUUGUAAAUUAACAAUAUUAGGAAUUAUAAAAGAAAAACAAACGAAAGAAAACAAAAUAUUUUUUGUGAAAGAAGGACUUGAUGUAAUGAUGAAAAUUUUUAUUGAUUCAUCACAAACAGUUUUUACUUCUGGUGAUAAUAAAAAAGCUUUAGAAAUUUCUUUGGUGCUUCAAAUAUUAUCACAAGUUACUGGUAAUUCUCAAAAUUUCUUGGAAAUACUGCAAAGUAAUUCAGAUUUAUUAAUACAAGCUGCUAUUUUGCUUAUUAAUAUUCACAGACUGGGAAAAUCAUCUGAUAAUUGCUUUACACAAGUUCCAAAACAUUCUGAAGUAUCUGAAGAUUUUAAAGAAAACCCUGCAUAUGGUUUUAAAGGCGAUCUUGUUAGGUUUAUUGGUAAUUUAAAUUGGACAUGUAAGAAAAUGCAAGACUUGACCAGGGAAGCUGAACUUAUUCCUGUUAUUUUAGAAUGCUGCAAUAUUGAUGAAAAAAACCCAUUUAUUAUGCAAUGGGCAAUAUUUGCAAUCAGAAAUAUUUGUAAGAAUAACUUGGAAAAUCAAAAAUUCAUUGCAGCUAUGAAAAAACAGGGGACUGUUGAUGGUAAUACAUUAAAUAAAGUGGGUUUAACAUUAAAUAAUGAUGGUGAUAAAAGUAUUGGAAUUGUUAAUCUUGAUGACAUAAGAAAUAAUUGAAAAAAAUAAGAAAAUCUACAGGUAAUUAAAAAUUUGUGACCACUGUGAUAUGUUAAAGGAUGC